Messenger RNA from Tripterygium wilfordii, 1807 nucleotides. Its product is annotated as probable protein phosphatase 2C 44. Gene Ontology annotation, cellular component: cytosol; nucleus. Gene Ontology annotation, molecular function: protein serine/threonine phosphatase activity. Lineage: Eukaryota; Viridiplantae; Streptophyta; Magnoliopsida; Celastrales; Celastraceae. The record is from RefSeq and is a predicted model, not a curated record. The transcript has 5 exons. Gene Ontology annotation, biological process: protein dephosphorylation. The coding region runs from base 424 to 1317 and encodes 297 amino acids.
AAAGACAUUCUAUUUAGACUUUUGCCUGAUGGCCACCUCGCCAUACUGUCCAGAUUACUUAAUUAAUUACAUCUUUUUCUGUAAUUGUCAUUUAGUAUUAUUAUUUUCCUGAACAGUAAUUGCAUUUGGUAUUUAUUAGUGCUUGAACUGCGGCUCGCAGAGAGAGGUUCCAGCUGCUGCUUUGUGAAUUUAUCUGUAAUACUAGUAAAUUAUAUUAUUUGGGGAGAACGGAUACAGAAGAAAAACCAUUAUCUGACGGCCACGUAUUCAGAAGAAAAAGAGGGGGUUUCUGGGCUCUGUUGGCUGGUUCGAUUUUCCCAGAUUCUUUUGAUAUGGUUGAUUCUCUUGUUCGAUUGCACAACAAAAGAACAAGUGUUGAGGCGGAUAUCUGUAUGCUUGACUUUUGAGACGAGAGGGAGAAAGAUGAGCAAGCACUCGGCCCCAGGUGCUUCCCGCCCCGCCCCGAGCAAGCCCAACUUCCUCACCAAGAUCAAGAGUGCAUCUUGUUUUAAUUCGCCGUCCCCAGACUGUGGAAAAGGGAGGAGUAAAUCCUCAGGUAGAAAAACUUCGCAUGGAUUCCACUUGGUUGAAGGGAAAUCUGGUCAUGAUAUGGAGGACUAUCAUGUUGCUGAAUACAGAAAAAAGAAGAAUCAUGAGCUCGGAUUAUUUGCCAUAUUUGAUGGUCAUCUUGGGGAUCGCGUCCCAACUUACUUGAAAGAUAACCUUUUCAAUAACAUACUCGAUGAGCAAAAUUUCUUCAAAGAUCCUGCGAUUGCAAUAAAGAAUGCAUACUGCUCCACCGAUAAGUUUAUAUUGGAAAACUCUAUGCAAUUGGGGCCAGGUGGCUCAACUGCAGUAACAGCAAUUGUUAUCGAUGGAACAGACCUAUGGGUUGCAAAUGUUGGCGACUCAAGAGCUGUUGCCUUUGAGAGAGGUGCUGCCAACCAACUUACAGUAGAUCAUGAGCCACACAGCGAGCGCAAGAGGAUUGAGAAGCAGGGUGGCUUUGUUACAAUUCUUCCUGGAGAUGUUCCUAGGGUAAAUGGCCAACUUGCAGUUGCACGUGCUUUCGGAGAUCAGAGCCUGAAAGCACAUUUAAGUUCCGAGCCGGACGUAAGACACGUGCCCAUAGACCCUACAAUUGAGUUUGUUAUAUUGGCAAGUGAUGGACUGUGGAAGGUUAUGAAGAAUCAAGAGGCAGUUGAUUUUGUGAAAUCUAUUAGAGAUCCUCAAGCAGCAGCUAAGCGUUUGACAAGUGAAGCAUUGGCAAGAAAGAGUAAGGAUGAUAUAUCAUGCAUUGUUAUCCGAUUUGGAUGAAGAAACUGGUAGAAAGCUCGACGCCACCACCAAUUCAUUAUAUUUGGUACUGCAGCAGCAUUUUGAAUUCUCAACUGCGGUGUUGUGUCAGUAUGGUUGAAUAUGGUUCAAAGAGCUCUAUUUCUGUAGCAGCUUUUCUUUUAGAGUCUUUUCACCGCCAACUUGACAUGGAAGUGAUGCAUUUUUUCAUGUUUCCAAAGGAAGAAAUUCCCUCAUUCUUGGAUACUUUUAGGAAUUGGGUGCAGUUAAUAUGGGUAAUUCUUUUCUCUGGAAGAAUAAUAAAGGUAAGAGAAACAGGACCGACGAUAGUUCUGUGUAUAAACCUACAGUGUGUAAAGAGCUAUGACGUAUAUGAGCUACUGCAGAUCCUUCGAUGUUGUAUACGUAGUAAUAAUGGCAGCGGUUGUUUCUGCUUGGUCAUGUUGCUUGUUUGCCUAUAUCGUAUACAUUUGUUUUUGUUGCCUAUAUAUAUCGUAUACAUUUGCUUUUU